Tribolium castaneum (red flour beetle) is the source of this 3397-nucleotide messenger RNA. RefSeq lists its product as uncharacterized. Gene Ontology annotation, cellular component: phagophore assembly site. Bases 196 to 3114 code for a protein of 972 amino acids. The record is from RefSeq and is a predicted model, not a curated record. The transcript has 8 exons. Lineage: Eukaryota; Metazoa; Arthropoda; Insecta; Coleoptera; Tenebrionidae. Gene Ontology annotation, biological process: macroautophagy. Gene Ontology annotation, molecular function: ubiquitin binding.
CGAGUAAGUGCUGUAAUGUUAUGACAGGUCAUUGUUUUUUUUCACUUGCAUUCACAACAUUUGGCAAGAGAUUCGUGUUUGCAAACAUUAGUUUUGGAAGAUUUAUUGUGCGUUUUGUCGCAAGACAGGAAGCAAACUAAUUGUUUGCCAGUCGCCGGCAAUCAGUAAGAAAAUUCAUCGUUUUUGUUGCAAGCCAUGGGCACCCGAAAGAAGGCAUCCGAACUUGUUUUUAAUUUGCAAUGGAGAAAUAAGCCCGACAAUGGAGGCGACAAGUCCAACGUUAUUGGAAUGUACGACACCCCGACAACAACUUCGAAUUUCGAAAUGUUUAAGUCGUACUUGUUGAAAAAUUCCGGGGUCGCUGGCAACGACGUGAAAGUUACUUACAUCACCGAUAAUGGCCAGGAAUGUGUGAUUGACUCCCAGGAAUGGUUCGAACUUGCUCUGAGUGCUUUCCGUCUGAAGGCCAGGCUGGGGGAGGUAAUUUUUCUCAAGCUCGACAAGAUAUUCAGCUCGAGUCAUCUGUCGAGGAAACAUUCCAAUGAUGUGGAAACACAAUUCGACGUGGAUUCAAUGGACAACAGCGUGAUUGCGCCCCCAGAAUGGUUUGUCACCUACAUGAAACAGUUUAAAAGUGACAUCGUGGAAGAAGUAACUUUUGCGGUCACUUCUAACAUAAUUGCUAACAAGGACAAGGAUGUAGCUGCUUCAACACCUGUGUCUUCGAAGAGAAAUAAGCCCGAACCUACUAAAAGAUCCAGAAAACACGGAGACAAUCCCAUUGAUAAAGAGCUAUUUAAGACAUUAAAGUGUGACAUGAAAUUGGAAAGCAAAUUGGACAAAUUAGACGCUAAAACGAAGAAAAUCAAGGAAAAGAAGCAAGCAUUGAUCAAUAAAAUUAGCUCUGCUGAAGACCGCCAUGGUGGCAAUAAACGCUCUCACUUUUUGCUUGACACUUCGCCUUUCAUGAAUGCUUCUGUUCUAAACGGCACAACUCCUGGGAAAUAUGAACACAUGUUGGGUGGUGAGGUUUAUCUGCAUACCUGGCAAGUUGUCAAUAGUGGCAUGUUGCCUUGGACAAGAACCACCGAACUGCGCCUGACUUGGGGAUCUGCCGACAUGGUGCCCUCCACUAAAGUCAUUCGCUGCCCUCUUUUACAGCCUGGGGAAAACGGAUCAAUUUCUGUUCGCUUUGAAGUACCGAAAAAACCUGGCACGUACGAAAGCUACUGGAACUUCUACGAUAGGGACAUUCGUUUUGGCAAGUCUUUGAGUUGCUGUGUGACCGUUGAUGGGCCUUUGACUCCAAUUUUUAACGUAGAGUCGCCGAAGAAACCGCUCGGAAAAGUCGUAUUUUGCGGUAGUGGAGCGGCUGAAGUCUCAAAACCGUUACCAGUUUCUGAAAAUCCGCAAAUGGUCGAAUCAGUUGAACAGCAAAUGUUCGUCCCUCGUGAAAGUGCAGGUGAAACAAAGCCGCUUAGUGUAAAAAUCCCCGACCACGUCAAGGAAGUCGUGAUUUAUCCUCCCAAAGGUGCCGAAAAUAAGAUAAAUGCCAGCAUACAAAUACCAGAAGGUGUGCAACGACUGGUCUACUACCCCAAUGGAAUUGAAACCGAGGGCAUUACUCCACUUUUAAAUUUUGCAAGUCCCACAAAUUCGUUCAAAACUGAGACUCAGAAACCGGCCGAACAAGAGGAAGACUUAUCGAAAUUGAUCUAUUUUUCGAAUGAAUUUUCCCAGUUUUCUGAUUUUCAAGACAAGAAGGAGAAUUUUGACGAAACACCGACCAAUAUGCCACCCGAAAAUACACUUGCAAACUGCGUUAUGGAUCUAAGUCGACGCAUGCAAAAUAUUAAAAUAGUUGGAGCUCAUCAAGACUCGGAUUCGGAUUGGGAGAGUGUGUGGUCUUAUGGUAGAAUGAAAAAGGAAGAGAAUCUAACUGGGGACUGUGAAGUUAAGGCAACCAAUAAGUAUGGUAUUGCGGAGAAAGACCUGAUUGUAGAUUUAUCCAAAAAGUCGAAAGAGUCUGAUAAAGACGAGGAAAAUGUUAACACAAACGAUGAUAAAAAUAAUAACAAUGGAGCAGUGGAUAACAAUAAUUCAACAGGCGAGUCGAUUUCGGAAAUUGCAAGCGAGGCGUCUUCAGAUUUGAGCAGUGGCUAUGAUGUGGUCAAUGAACCGGUUUGUGAGGAAAAGGACGAAGGUUCAGGAUACGUUUACAUCACAUUCGAUGGCAAUAAACUGCCAGUCCCGAAACACAUCUUGCGUCCUGAUUUUCUCGUGAACGCUGAAGAGGCCCCUGGCCCUUUAAAUUCCGAAGAUGAGGAAAAAAUCGAUACCACCCCUCGUCCAAAUGUCUCUCAGGAAUCAAACCCCAUAAAAGUGGAACCAGCAAAUAAGGACGAGAUCCCUGAACAGUGUGCCGAAGAAAAAAUUUUCUUGUCGCAUUGCUCCGCCACCGGUAGUUGUUUCUCGGACGUGACCUCCGGCAAAAGAUUGUUCAUUUUCCCUCAAAGCAAUCCCGGGUAUGAAGUGGUUUAUCCAACACUUCCCAAAACAGAGCCCGAGAAAAACGAAACACCGGUCACUUCAGAUAUUAAAGACGAAGCGAGAUAUACUUGGUCAUAUCAAGCUCCGUGUUCUCAUUAUGUGAAAACUGAUCACUAUGGGCGACCGUUGGACCAGUCACAGCCCCUUCGGAGUUCAACUGCAGGACACCCGACUUCUUCUCAUCCGCACCCAAUUCUGAUGCAUCGGCCUGCGCCUAAGCCCUCUGAUAAAAAGGAAACUCCAACUGCACCCCCAGCUCAACCACCGGAAGCGGAGUAUCCGCCGCAGGUUCACAUUUUGCCGGAGAAUUUGGUCAGCGGUGCCGUUAAUGUUGCCUCAUCUGCUAUCAACACGGCACGUUCUGUCAUUAAUAUGAUCGUGCCGAAGACGGAACCCGGAAAGUGGGUGAAUGGUCAUUGGGUAACGGAGAAUCCUGAUUCGAUCCGUGCCAAGAAUCUGCUCAUUUUAGCCGAAAUGGGCUUCUGGGAUUCGGAUUUAAAUGCUACGCUUUUGGCGCGUUAUAAUGACGAUCUAGGUAGGGUGAUAGGUGAACUCGUUCAAUAAAUGCAGUUUCACAGUCGGUUUAACUGUUUAUAUUUACGUCCGUCUAAUAAUUGUUUUAUUCAUAAACGCAUUUACUAGUUCCAGUUUUGUAGUUUAGUUUUAAGGCAGUGUUGGUGUUAUUGGAUGGAUUGGAUUCGUAGUUUUAGGAACAUAAAUAUUAAAAGUUUUGAAGUUGUGUAUCUUUAAUUAUUGAAUAUGAGAUUUAUUUAGCCUAGGUUGUAAUUUGUGUGACUAUUUUCAUGUUAUGUGUUUUUUUUUUUUUUCAAUAAACAUUAAUACUUUA